Messenger RNA from Centropristis striata (black sea bass), 899 nucleotides. Its product is annotated as low choriolytic enzyme-like. The transcript has 7 exons. The coding region runs from base 1 to 834 and encodes 277 amino acids. Gene Ontology annotation, biological process: proteolysis. Gene Ontology annotation, molecular function: metalloendopeptidase activity; zinc ion binding. The record is from RefSeq and is a predicted model, not a curated record. NCBI's taxonomy places the organism in Eukaryota, Metazoa, Chordata, Actinopteri, Perciformes, Serranidae.
AUGGAUCUCAGAACAACUCUUUCUCUUCUUCUGCUGCUGCUUUUGGGCCUCUCUGACGCUCAGCUUGGCAAUGUAUGCACGAUAUAUAAUGAACAUUCAGAGAUCGCAGUGGAUAAUUCUGACCUGGAGGACUUCACCACAACUAUUCUGAGGAUGAACAAUGGAUCCAAAGAUUUUCUGCUGGAAGGAGAUGUGUUGAUUCCCAAAACCAGGAAUGCUAUGAAGUGCUUUCAUAAACAAUAUAGCUGUAUGUGGUCAAAGUCUGCUAACGGGAAUGUGGAAAUCCCUUACCUUAUUAGCGACAAAUAUGACAGAACAGAGAGGAGCGAGAUUUUAAGUGCCAUGAAAGACUUUGAGUACAAAACCUGCAUUCGCUUCAUUCCACGUUCUCGUCAGAGGGCUUACUUAAGCAUUGAACCAAGAUUUGGCUGUGCCUCCAUACUGGGUCGUUCUGGAGACAAGCAGGUGCUGUCACUGCAGAGGUACGGCUGCAUACGUCGCGGAAUCAUCCAGCACGAAAUGUUGCACGCGCUGGGUUUCUACCAUGAACACACUCGGAGCGACCGCGACCAGUAUGUCAAAAUCAACUGGGACAACAUCAAUGAAUAUUAUACCUACAACUUCAGAAAGAAGGACACGGAUAAUCUCAACACUCCAUAUGACUACGGCUCUGUAAUGCACUAUGGAAGAACUGCCUUUGGAAAGAGGUUUAGAUUGGAGACCAUCAUUCCCAUCCCUGACGCCUCCGUUUCCAUCGGGCAGAGAGAAGAGAUGUCCAAAAUCGACAUUGAAAGGGUCAACAAGCUCUACAAGUGCUGGAAUUACAUGGGAUAGAGGAUUACUGUAUGUUGUGACCCUGAUGUGAUACUUGACAUCCAUGUGACAAUAACAAUAAAGUG